GUAAAGCAGUGAAGAUGGCUGCCGUGGGAAGAGCAUCCACCGUUGCAAUGCCGUCUGGAAAUUAUCCCACGGUAGACAAUCAAAGUGCAGAAGACGAUGACGGCCAGAAUUUAUGGUCCUCUAUUCUGAGUGAAGUAACAACGCGGUCUCGAUCGAAAUUGCCAACUGGUAAAAAUGUUCUUGUCCUGGGUGAAACCAGGGCUGGUAAAACAACUUUGGUUGCCAAGCUCCAAGGCGUGGAGGAGUACAUGAAAGGCAGAGGGUUAGAAUAUAUGUACUUUAAUGUUCUUGAUGAUGACAUUGACGACCAUACCAGAUGUAGUGCUUGGGUAUUGGAUGGUGACCUGUACCACAAAGGUCUUCAGAAAUUUGCUGUAUCUCAGGACAAUCUUGCCAACACCAUGAUCCUGCUGGUUGUGGACAUGUCCAGGCCCUGGCUGGCGAUAGACUCCUUACAGAAGUGGGCGAGUGUGGUGCGGGAGCACAUCGACAAGCUCAGGAUCGUCCCAGAAACCAUGAGGGACAUGGAGCAGAGGCUGAUGAGACAGUACCAGGAGUACACAGAACCAGGCAGUGACUUAACUGCGUCUCCCCAGAGAAGAAACCCAACCAUGGGUGAAACAGAUGACGACAAUGUCUUACUCCCUCUUGGGGACAACACACUCACACACAACCUUGGGGUCCCUAUGAUGGUAGUAUGUACCAAGUGUGAUGCCAUUAGCAGUUUGGAGAAGGAGCACGAUUACAGAGAUGAACAUUUUGAUUUCAUACAGUCACAUAUUCGUCGCUUCUGCUUGGAGUAUGGGGCUGCACUGCUGUACACUUCAAUGAAGGAGAACAAAAAUCUAGAUUUGUUAUAUAAAUACCUCGUCCAUAGACUAUAUGGGUUUCCUUUUAAUAUCCCUGCACAAGUAGUAGAGAAAGACUCUGUAUUUAUCCCCUCAGGUUGGGACAAUGAAAAGAAGAUAGCCAUCCUGUAUGAGAACUUCCAGUCUCUGAAAAUGAAUGACAACUUUGAAGACGUUAUUGUUAACCCUCCACUGGGAAAGUUUGUACAUGAAAAGGAACUUGGAGCUGAAGAUGACCAGGUGUUUUUAGUGAAAUUGCAGUCACUUCUGGCAAAAAAUCCUCCAGCUGCUGCUGGAAGACCUGUGGAUUCCACCAAUAGGGGGCCGAGUGGCUCGCCGAGGACAUCAAACCGCUCCGCCACAGCCAAUGUAGCCAGUGUCAUGCCCAUGCAAUCAGGUACCAAGAAGAUAGAUCCAAACAUGAAAGGGGGCCAGACCAGCGAGGGUGUCCUGGCCAACUUCUUUAACAGCCUACUGAGUAAAAAAAGUGGCGGUCCAGGACCAGGUGGGAAUGGAAACAGUACCCCAGGGACAGUCAAGAAGUCAGUAACGGGAUGCUGGCCUCGCUAAGGUCGGUGGAGCACUCACUCCCUCGCAUUAGCGCAUUCGACAGACAAAAAUGAAUAAUUGAUGGCCAGCAAUGCAUGGUGUUUUGUGUGUGUGUGUGUGUGUGUGUGGACAUCAAUGCAUGGCCAUAACAUUUAUCAGAAAGGCCAGUUGUGUAUGUAUGUGCACCUGAAGCUCUCAGCUGCAUGAUUGCAUGAAUGUUAUUGCUUGAAUAUUCUUGCACCUCCUUUGUCUUGUACUCUAUAUUUCUCAUCAUCAUGGCUAAAGUACCUGACACCUGGCUUUCCUGUUGUCUAUGUAUAUUGCACAGUAUCUGUCAUUAUAUUGCUUGUUGGAUAUUUCCAAAAUCUGUUUGAAAGUUUGAUUAUUAGUUUGUGCUUUAUGAUAGUCCAAUGACUGACUGUUGACCCAUUUGACAUGGGCAGCCAGGAUUACCAUGGUGACCGUGUUCCUGUGGCAUAGAGUUUAACUCACUCGUUAAGCUCCAGAAACUCCUGGGUGUUUCUUCAUGUAUGCUGAUCAGUGGAGUUUCAUGUUUUGAAUAGAGUUCCUGUUCAUGAGUAUGAGGGAAGUAAGUCUGGAAGGGAGGCAUCAAGUAUGAUUCAUGUGCAACAAAGCCCCACGAGGACCUAUCUUAAUUCAACUCUUAAAGCAUUAGUGCUUUUACUGUUUUUGUUUUGGAUUUUGUUAAAAAAAAUGAAAUUCAUCCACAUGAACAAUACACAGCGCUGCACCCAUUGACCCAAGAAAAGAAGGGAAUGAAAAUGAUUGUGGGAUAAAGGGUUUAAAAAAAGAGGAAAAGAGAAGGUGAAUAUAUGAUAUAAUGAUUAUGUGUGUAACAACACACAGACAUACAUAUACAAACACAUUGUUUAAAUAAAGAACACCAAAGUUGAUGCAAGUUGUGAAACAGAUGACUUCCAUUAGAUUAUUGCAAAAUUCAAGUGAAAUAUGACUGAUUUUGGUCAGGAAGUAAUUUUCUGAGUUCACAGCAGAUUUAUGUGUGCAUCCCAUACAUUACAACAUCAACAAUUUACACGCUAAGUCAGGGUUUGUCAACUUUAAUGAUUGCCCAAUAUACAUAUCUCCUGAGAAAUAUCGUAUUAACUUCAAAAGUUAUUUAUUUAAUACUGAAUGCCAUCUAUAUGCUUUUUAGUGUAAAAAGAAAGAAAAAAAACAAAUAAGCCUGGUAAAACAUCUACACAGCUUGGCGGCAGUGUCACUGUGUUAAAUCUUUAUAUAACACGUUCAUUAUGUUCU
Alosa alosa (allis shad) is the source of this 2675-nucleotide messenger RNA. Its product is annotated as cytoplasmic dynein 1 light intermediate chain 1-like. The transcript is spliced from 13 exons. Gene Ontology annotation, cellular component: centrosome; cytoplasmic dynein complex. Gene Ontology annotation, biological process: microtubule cytoskeleton organization; microtubule-based movement. Gene Ontology annotation, molecular function: dynein heavy chain binding. The record is from RefSeq and is a predicted model, not a curated record. The coding region runs from base 15 to 1418 and encodes 467 amino acids. Lineage: Eukaryota; Metazoa; Chordata; Actinopteri; Clupeiformes; Clupeidae.